This is a messenger RNA of Xiphias gladius (swordfish), 1116 nucleotides long. RefSeq names its product glutamine synthetase-like. Lineage: Eukaryota; Metazoa; Chordata; Actinopteri; Istiophoriformes; Xiphiidae. Gene Ontology annotation, molecular function: glutamine synthetase activity. Bases 1 to 1116 code for a protein of 371 amino acids. Gene Ontology annotation, cellular component: cytoplasm. The record is from RefSeq and is a predicted model, not a curated record. The transcript is spliced from 6 exons.
AUGUCUGUCAUCUCUGAGAGCCUCAGUCUUCACAAGAUAGUCAAGAAGCACUACCUGUCUCUUGCCAGCGGUGCACAGUGCCAGGUCACAUAUGUUUGGAUUGAUGAAGCUAAAGAAAAUCUACUAUGUAAAACCAGGACUCUGAACAAUGAGCCAGCUGGAAUCAGAGAUAUACCAGAAUGGGGUGCUGUGUGGAAUGAUGGGGGUUCAAUCGAAGUCAAGUUGGUCCCGGUCAGAAUGUUUAGAGAUCCUUUCACUCUCGACCCUAAUAAACUGGUGCUGUGUGAAGUGUUUGACAGCAAACAUGUUCCGAAAGGAAGUAACCAGCGUUCACAGUGUGUUAAAGUAAUGGAAGAGGUUAAACAGUUUCAGCCCUGGUUUGGGAUGGAGCAGGAGUACACGCUCUUUGGUUUGGAUGAAAAGCCAUUUGGUUGGCCUCCUCAGGGAGUCCCAUUUAGAAGAGUGUCUUGUGCUGUGGGCAUCAACAAAGUGUAUGGAAGAGACAUUUCUAUCUGCCACUACAGAGCUUGUCUCUAUGCUGGUGUAAAAAUCGGUGGAACCAAUGCAGAAGCAUUAGCCUCCCAGUGGGAGUUCCAGGUCGGCCCGUGUGAGGGGAUUGAAAUGGGGGAUCAUCUGUGGAUGGCCCGCUACAUUCUGCACCGUGUCUGUGAAGACUUUUGGGUUGUUGCCUCCUUGGAUGCUAAACCCAUCAAGGACCGCAUUAACACUUCAGGCUGUCACACCAACUUCAGCACCAAGGAGAUGAGGAGCGAAGGGGGACUUCAGUACAUGGAAGAAGCGAUCAGAAGACUUAGCAAGCGCCAUCCUCAGCAUCUCCGUGUCUACGAUCCACAUGGUGGCGCUGACAACAUGAGACGCCUCACCAGUAAUCGCUCUACCUCCAGUUUCCACGACUUCUCAACAGGCACAGCCCGUCGCAAUGUUAGUGUUCGCAUCCCUGACCAUGUUAGUCGCGAGGGCUGCGGGUACUUUGAAGACAGACGUCCUGCGGCCAACUGUGACCCCUACAAUGUGACGAGGGCCCUGGUUGAAACCUGUCUGCUGGGUGCCACUGGGGAAGAUGACGACGAGGAAAGGGAGACCACGGCUUCCUGA